CCGCCAUCUGAGGCGAAGGGCCCUCAUUGAAACAUGCUUGAGCCGUAGAACGUCGAUUCAUUGCGAGUUUGGGAGUCUGCUUCCGCUUGUGGUCCACAUCUAUCUAUCCAUCGCAUUAGUUUCAGAUCUGAUGGCGGCGGCAGCGGCUUUCCCGCCCGGCUCCUUCACGGCCGCGUCAGUCGAGCAGAAGCUGAUGGAGCUGUGGCAGACGGCGGACGAGUCGGUUCGCAAAGCCGCCAACACGUACCUCAUGUCGUUCCAGGACCACCCCGACGCAUGGCUAGUGGCGCAGCAGCUGGCCAUCUCCCACUCAGUCGAGGUGCAGUACAUCGGGCUGCAGACUCUUUACUGGAAGAUCAGGCGCCACUGGAGCCAGGCAGGCGACAAGCAGGCCGACCUCUCCCGCUUCUUGCUGCAGUUCCUGGAGCAGCCUUCCCGCAUGCCGCAGAACAAGAGCCGCAUUCGUGUGGCCCACGCCCUCUCGGCCAUUGUGGUGCGGACGGUCACAUCCCAGUGGCCGACGUGCAUCCAGCAGCUGCUGCAGAUCGGCAGCAGGGAUGCCGUGCUGCGGCUGCAGGUGAUGCGGGUGUUCGCCAGCCUGCCAGAGGAGCUCGACGCAUCCCUCCACACCCACGUGGCCGACAGCGCCGCGGCCCAGGCGCUCAAGGCCCACCUGCGGAGCAUCGUCGACUUCGUGGCCUCAUCCCUCGAAAUGGCGCUGCAGCCGUCCCUCCACCCAUCGGCCUUCACCCCCGACAUGACGGACGAGCAGCGCACCCAGGUGGUAAGCGGUCUGAAGGACGCGGCCUUCGUCUUCUGCAGUGAGUGGGCCAAGACGCUGAGCGUGCCGCUACUGGAGCACGCCGCCCUCUCGCGGCAGCUGGUCCGUGCUCUGGAGGUGGACCAGGGCGACGAGGGCCUGACGGACGCGGUGCGGAUGCUCUUGACCAAGGCCCACAGCUACAGCUGCAUGUGGGCCGGCGGACCGACCAUCACCUGCCCACAGCUGCUGGAGAAGCCCGGGGAGGGGCCGAUUCUCCGUUGCCUGCUGACCCAGCUGCAAGGCCUGGUGCCGCGGCUGCAGCAGCUGUGUGGAGGCGGUGGGGGCGGGGGAGAUGGGGGCGGUGGAGGAGGGUAUAGAGUGCCGAAUGUGAGUGAGAUGGACGGCAAGACGGAGCGAGUGCUGUGCGCGUGGGCGAGGGUUUUGGCGAUGCUGUGUGAGGGGUACACACAGCUGGUCAUGGACGGGGCCCAUGAGUACCUCAUGGAGGCACUCAGGUGCUUCUACCACAUACACCCCAGGGUGGCUGAGGUACGGGACGUGGGAUUGAUGUAUGUCGGCCGGGCGGGCGGGCGGGCGACAGACAGAAGGAAGCAGCAUCGACAUUGGUGGUGGUGUGUGUGUGUGUGUGUGUAUGGGUCCGGUGUGUGUCAGAAUUUCGGCGAGAUUUGGUCUCAGAUGAAGGAGAUGAGCCGCGGCAACGUCCUAUCCAAAGAGGAGCUAAUGCGCUUUCUCACACAGGCACCUACCUGCUCGCACACACCAAGCCACACCACACCACACCACCUUUACCUACUGGAUGAAUGUCCGUCUGGUUGUGUGUGCAGGUCGGCGUGCCGGCUGUGCAGGCGCUGAUCCGCCACUGUCGGCGCGACAACCCCAUGUGGGACGGCGCACACGAGGAUCACAUCGUAUGGACCACCGACCGACCAACACACAAAUGACUAGGCAGCCAAUACUAGAGGCAGCCAAUGACCAGACGUGUGUCUGUUGUGUGUGUGGGCGUACGUACGUACAGCUGUACAUCGAGGCUGCGCAGGACUGCAUUGGCGACAUCUACCUCAUGUUCGACUCGGUCGAACAAUCGCAGGGUGCGCAUGUCAUGUCAACAAACACUCACCCAACCCACCCACCCACCCACCCUCUGUGUGUGUCACAUAUGAUAUAUGUGUGUGUCGUGUCACUCAGGUUUGUCGUUCCUCGAGUCAGUGACUCAGGAGUUCGUUCGGACCAUCCAGGCCAAGGACGUCCACGGCAUGGAGGUCCUCAUCUACGUCCAGGACGUCCUCAUCGAGUCAAACCCGGUCCUCUCAAACCCCACCGCAGAGUUCUUCAGGGCACUCGCUCAGGUCCCUCCAAGCAGAGACUGCGCCGCUGCCGCGUCAAACCUGCUCCAAAAGGUGAGCAGAGAGCCAGUAGAGAGGGAUGGGGAGAGCAGACCGUACACUCAUGUGUGUGGUUGUGUUGUGUUGUGUUGUGUUGUGUUGUGUCGUCAGCAUGGGCAUCUGUUAUCGAAGCACGGCGACAUAGUGCGUGGCUGCAUGGCGUAUCUGAUGCAGAACCUGCCUGUGCGGCCCGAGUGGGUGGCGCAGACCAUGUGCGACAUGUGCAUGGCGUGCGGCCACCACCUGCUGCCCUCACUCGGCGAGUUCCUGGCGGUCGUGGAGCGGACGGCCACGCAGUACUCGGUCAAGGCAGACACGCUCCUGUUGGCUGCUGUUGUGCACGUAAGUAAGGUGGUUUUCUGGCUGGCUGGCUGGGGGAUAGGGGAUAUGGUCCACCGGGUGUGGUGUGUGGUUCCAUGCCUGUGCGCCUCCAUUGCAGGUGGUGAAGGCCCUGCCUGCGGGGGAGGUUCCUCAGAGCUUCGCCCGGUGCCUUCAGACUACCACAACUGCCUUCAAGGUCAGUCAGUCACCACCCACCCCACACACGCAGUCACAGCAGCCCAUGACAUCCACCGCUCCUUGUCUCUCCUUUUCUGUUGAUUGAUUGACUGAUCAGUCAUUGGACACCCCUCCGCUGUCUACUCUUGGCGACGACGCGAAGCCCAUAGCAUUUCGGCACUUCCACCGCACCUGGCGGGCCGUCAAGGCACUCGCUGCCAGGGACAACGACGACUCACCCCAGGUAAACACAGCCACACAGCCACACCACACAUCCUCACACAAAGAGGCUGACAGCUGUUUGCGACCUGUUUGCUGGCUGACAGAACCCGGGAAGCGCCAAGGCUGCUGCUGGAGCAGCUCAUGCCCGCCAGACAGCGGCAGCGGUGCGGGGGUUCGUGCAGCCUGUCUGGCCGCACUUCGCGCGUGUGUGUCGCGCUGUGCUGGUGCUGCCUGUCCACCACACACACACAGCCACUGUGUCGAAGGCCGGGAGGAAACACGGGAAGGCCGCACAGGUGAGCACAACAAGGAAAACAGAGUGACCACCCAAGCAAGCCGCAUCGAAGGGGUCACCUGGGCGUGUGUGUGUGUGUGUGCGUAGAACAUGCUGAAUUACGAGCUCACGGACGGCAGCCUGAUGGACAUCGCUCUGCUGGCGGCUGGGGCGGUGUUGGAUGCGCUCGGCGAGCAGGGCGCCGAUAUGUGGAAGGACGUCAUCGACCUGUCGGUGUCGGUGAUAUCACACCACCCAUCCCCACCACCCCAACCGCCCCACCCAUCCCAGCAGCACCACACCAGCCACCAGAUGCCCAACUUCAACGCCCUCAAGCUCAUCACAAGCCUUGUCAAGCACUCUGGCGGUUAGGCAGCACACACACACACACACACACACGUCCCUUCAAACAUGGGUCUGUGGAUAUCUGUCUGUCUGUCUGUGUAUGUCCUGGCUGGCCUGCAGCGUCGCGAGAUGCGUGCAUGGCCCUGCUGUCCCCUCGUUUAUCGGAGAUAUUCGCGAUAGUCAUCCGCUCGGCGCAGCAACAGGGCUCGCUGACCAGCCAUAGCCAUCCGGCUCUGUUGGCCGCCUACACGCCCGUGUUUGAGCUGCUGGUGGUGGUGGUGACACACGUGGCCUACGACAGCCAAUACUCGCUGUACGCGAGCCCCUACUUUCCCAUGCUGCUGCAGCUGGCCACACAGGUCAGUCAGUCAGUGAGUGAUUGGGGGGCUGGUCGGGUGGCUGGUUGGUGAGGGGAAAGGAAUAAAAAGAAACAUUGUAUGUGUGUGUGUGUGUGUGUCUGUGUGUGUGUGUGUGUGUGUGUCUCUGUGUGUGUGUGUGGAUUGCUUAGGCGCUGAGUGGCAGUGACAUCGAGCUGCUCAGCUGGGCGAUGCAGUUCAUCGUCAAGUGUGCCAGCACACAGCAGCAGCAGAACGCCCAGCAGCACUUCGCUGCGGUAGGUACUUAUCCCAUGCAUUGCACACCCUAUCACGUCAGUCAGCUCCCUGACAUCUCACCCACCUAUACCUAUGUGUGUGUGGUUGUGUGUGCGCCUGAACAUGUCUGUCCAUUCCUUCCAUGGCAUGGAGUGCCUGCAGCAUUUCGGCGAGUUGGUGCGCGGGAUAGUGACCAACUUCCACAACUGGAGCAGGCCGCUCAGCCCCAUCUACUCCAAGCUCUUCUCCGUCAUGCUCGAGAAAUACAACGAACCAUUCGUCCAAGGAUGCACUCAGUACUGGCAGGUGAGCUGCGUCAGUCAGUCAGAACCUCCCUCCCCCCACACACACAACACAUCCCUCUCUCUCUCUCUCUGUGUGUGUGUGUGUGUGUGUGUGUGUUGGGUGCAGUCUGAGCGUGCCCGUGGUGUCACAGGUCCCCACACCCACCCUCUCCCCACCGCGUCGUCCCGCGACUCGAGGUCAGGAGGGGACCCUCUUCAUCGGCGGCUGAGCGACGCGCAGCUGGAGCUGGUGGUGCGGUGCAUGCGGCACUUGCGGGGGCCGAAGCUCAAGCUGCUGCUGCAGGACCUUCAUGGGAUCGCCAACGGUUCGCAGACGGCCGACGCACUCGUCAACUAUGAGGUCAGUCAGGUGAGGAAGGACGAGGGCCCGGAGGGUGCAAUUGAUGCGACUGAUGGGGGAUGGAUGGUGUGUAUGUGUGUGGGGGGGUUUGUUGUCAGGCGGAGCUAGCUGCACACAGACCGUCAUGAGUCAUGACCUACCUACCGUGAGUGGCUCAUGCUUGAAGAGGGGGCUGAUGUGUGGGUGUGGCUGUUUAUGUGUCACUCACAGCGCGUUCAUCCGUGUGUCGGCGUGCGUGGCGCUUGUGGCUUGCUUGUGACGCUUUGGCCUGCCUGCCUGCCUGGCCUACAUGUGUGUCGUGUGUGUGUCGUUCGUGUGGACGGUGCGCCCGCCCGCAUAAUUGAUGAAGGCUCAAUGAAUGACAC
Messenger RNA from Vitrella brassicaformis, 5108 nucleotides. The record is from the annotation of a GenBank genome assembly. NCBI's taxonomy places the organism in Eukaryota, Vitrellaceae.